Molecule: messenger RNA, 3078 nt
Organism: Prunus dulcis (almond)
Lineage: Eukaryota; Viridiplantae; Streptophyta; Magnoliopsida; Rosales; Rosaceae
Product: receptor-like protein EIX2
Exons: 2
Coding region: 1-3078 (1025 amino acids)
Molecular function (GO): protein binding
Source: RefSeq, a predicted model, not a curated record
AUGGAGGGGACCAUGAGAGCUGUUUUACCUCUGAUUAGGUUUCUAACUAUUGCAACCAUUACAGUCAGUAUUGGUUUAUGCAAUGGAAAUAUGGCUGGCCCUUGCAAUGAAGGUGAAAAACAAGCACUUCUGACUUUCAAGCAACAUCUUAAAGACCCUGCAAAUCGGCUUUCGUCAUGGGUUGGUGAAGAAGAUUCCAACUGUUGCAAUUGGACUGGAGUUGUCUGUGAUAACUUAACGGGUCACGUACUCGAGCUCCACCUUGGUAAUUCCAACUCCUUAUUGAACUCCAACACUUCCUUGGGUGGUAAGGUAAGUCGUUCUUUGCUCAGUCUAAAGCAUCUGAACUACUUGGACUUAAGCAACAAUGACUUUCAAGGAAUACAGAUUCCUAAAUUCUUUGGUUCUCUUAUAAGUUUAAGAUAUCUUAACCUCUCAAAAGCAGGGUUUGAAGGAAUAAUUCCUCAUCAGCUGGGAAAUCUCACGAGUCUACGCUACCUCUGUCUUGGUGAUUACAAGCUGAAGGUUGAAAACCUUCAAUGGGUUUCUGGUCUCUCUCAUUUGGAACAUCUGGACAUGAGUUCUGCAGAUCUUAGCAAAGCAUCUGAUUGGUUGCAAGUCACAAACAUGCUCCCCUCUUUGAAAGAGUUAUAUUUGUUUGGUUGUGGACUCUAUCACAUUCCCUCUCUACCUUUGAUCAAUUUCAAUUCACUUGCCAUCCUUGACCUUUCUGCUAACGUAUUUACUUCUUUGAUGCCUAAAUGGGUAUUCAGUCUUAGAAAUCUAGUUUCUCUUUCCCUCAAUAACUGUGGUUUCCAAGGUCCAAUCCCAAGCAAUCCACAAAAUAUCACAUCUCUCAGGGAAAUUGAUUUCUCAUGGAACAAUCUUAGUCUUCCAAUACCUGCGUGGCUGUUUAACCACAAAGACCUUACUUCUUUGAAUCUAGGAUACAAUUAUCUUGGAGGGACAAUUCCAGAUGGAAUUGCAAAUAUGACUGGCCUUAAAGUUCUUAAUCUCGAGACGAACCUCUUCACUUCUACCAUACCUAAAUGGUUGUACAGUUUUAGCAAUCUUGAAUCCUUAAUUCUUUCUGGCAAUCACUUGCAGGGUGAAAUUUUGAGCUCCAUUGGAAACUUGACAUCCAUUGUUACUCUUCACUUGAAUGAUAAUCAGUUCGAAGGGAGGAUCCCAAAGUCAUUGGUAAAGCUAUGUAAGUUGGUAGAUCUUGAUCUGUCAAUGAACAACUUCACAGUUGGAAAGGCAUCGGAAAUCAUUGAAAGCUUGUCCAGUGUGUGUCCUUCAGAUCGAAUGAAGUCUUUGUCGUUGAGGUAUUGCAAUCUUUCUGGUCCCAUUCCAGUGUCCCUUGGAAAUUUGUCAUUCUUAGUGAACUUAGACAUCUCUGACAAUCAAUUCAAUGGAACUCUUCCAGAAACUAUUGGUCAGCUCAAAAUGCUUACAAAUUUGGAUAUAUCUUAUAAUUCAUUAGAAGGUGUGGUGUCUGAAGUUCAUUUUACUUAUCUUUCAAGAUUGGAGGAGUUCAGUGCCAAGGGAAACUCAAUGACACUGAAUACUAGUCGAAGUUGGCUUCCUCCUUUUCAACUCCAACACUUGUACCUAGAUUCUUGGCAUUUGGGGCCUGAAUUGCCUAACUGGCUUCAAGGACAAGCUCUGUUAUGGACUCUAAGCCUGCCGAAUACAGGAGUUUCAGGUGUCGUACCGACUUGGUUUUGGAACUUAUCUUCCCAAUUAGUUUAUUUGAAUAUCUCACACAAUCAAUUGUGUGGAGAGGUUCAAGAUAUGGUUGUUGGCCCUUCAGUGGUAAUUGACCUAGGUUCUAACCAGUUCAAUGGUUCAUUACCUUUGGUUUCCUCCACAGUUCACAUGCUAGAUCUUUCCAAUUCCUCCUUUUCCGGAUCUGUCUCCCGCUUCUUCUGCCAUAAUAUGCAUGAACCAAAACAACUCUAUCUUCUUCAUCUAGGGAAAAAUCUUCUCACUGGAAAAAUUCCUGAAUGCUGGAUGAAUUGGCAAAACUUGGCGGUUGUAAACUUUGAAGGCAACCAUUUAACUGGGAACAUUCCACGCUCCAUGGGGUACUUACUAAACCUCAAAUCGUUGCAGUUGCGAAAUAAUCACCUGUCCGGAGAAUUACCUUCAUCCCUACAGAACUGCACCAAGUUGUCAGUUGUUGACCUUGGUGGAAACAAAUUUGUCGGAAGCUUACCACUGUGGAUAGGGAGCCUUUCAGAUUUGCUAGUUCUGAACUUUCGUUCAAAUAAGUUUCAAGGCAGCAUUCCUUCUGAACUCUGUAAUCUCAUAAACCUCCAAAUCUUGGACCUCGCAGAUAACAAUAUUUCAGGAACAAUACCAAGAUGCUUCCACAAAUUUAGUGCCAUGGCCACAUUGUCGAAAUCAAACAGUCCGAAUAUUUUGUUGUACGACAUUUAUUCUUAUGGGAGGUACAUAGUUGAAGCAAUCUUGGUGACAAAAGGGAGAGAAGUCGAAUACAGAGAAAUUCUUGGAUUGGUAACUAGCAUGGAUCUUUCCAACAACAUUAUAUCUGGAGACAUCCCUGAGGAACUGACCAGCCUCCUCCGUCUGCGAACACUGAAUUUAUCAGAAAAUCUUUUGACUGGAAGAAUUCCUUCAAACAUUGGAAACAUGACACGAGUAGAAUCUCUUGACUUUUCGAUGAACCAACUUGAUGGUGAAAUUCCUCAAAGCAUGACGAGUUUGACAUUUCUAAGUCACUUAAACUUGUCCCACAACAACUUGACAGGACGGAUUCCAGAAAGCACUCAGCUUCAAAGCCUUGAUGAGUCUAGCUUUAUUGGUAACAAACUUUGUGGUCCUCCACUCGAAGAGAAGUGCGGUGCGAAAAGGGUGAUACCGGCAGCAGUUGAGCAAGACAGAGGAUACAAUCUGGUUGAAGACAAGUGGUUCUAUCUGAGCUUGGGAUUAGGAUUCAUGUUUGGUUUUUGGAGUUUCCUUGGUUUCUUGCUCGCUAACAUGCCAUGGAGCAUUGUUUUUUCAAGAUUCUUAAAUAGGAUAGUACAAAAGAUUUAUGGUGUAAUUUGUUGA